AUGCUGAAGCCGGGUGGUGCGGAGGACGCCGCGCAGCCACCCCCUCGGCGCGCCAGCGCCCCCGUCCCCGUGCCCGCUCCCAGACUCGCGGUCCCCGACGGCUCUCGGGCUUCGGCCCGCCUAAGUCUUGCCUGCUUGCUGCUGCUGCUGCUGCUGGCGCUGCCGGCCCGCGUAGACACGUCCUGGUGGUACAUCGGGGCACUGGGGGCCCGAGUGAUCUGUGACAAUAUCCCCGGUUUGGUGAGCCGGCAGCGGCAGCUGUGUCAGCGAUACCCAGACAUCAUGCGCUCGGUGGGCGAGGGUGCCCGAGAAUGGAUCCGAGAGUGUCAGCACCAGUUCCGCCACCACCGCUGGAACUGCACCACCCUGGACCGGGACCACACUGUCUUUGGCCGUGUCAUGCUCAGAAGUAGCCGGGAGGCAGCAUUUGUGUAUGCCAUCUCGUCAGCAGGGGUGGUCCACGCUAUCACCCGCGCCUGUAGCCAAGGUGAACUGAGUGUGUGCAGUUGUGACCCCUACACCCGUGGCCGACACCAUGACCAACGUGGGGACUUUGACUGGGGUGGCUGCAGUGACAACAUCCACUAUGGCGUUCGCUUCGCCAAGGCCUUCGUGGAUGCCAAGGAGAAGAGGCUCAAGGAUGCCCGGGCCCUCAUGAACUUGCAUAACAACCGCUGUGGUCGCACGGCUGUGCGGCGGUUUCUGAAGCUGGAGUGUAAGUGCCAUGGCGUGAGUGGCUCCUGUACUCUGCGCACCUGCUGGCGUGCACUCUCAGACUUCCGCCGCACCGGUGAUUACCUGCGGCGACGCUAUGAUGGGGCUGUGCAGGUGACGGCCACCCAGGAUGGCGCCAACUUCACCGCAGCCCGCCAAGGCUAUCGCCGCGCCACCCGGACUGACCUUGUCUACUUUGACAACUCCCCAGACUACUGUGUCUUGGACAAGGCUGCAGGUUCCCUAGGCACUGCAGGCCGUGUCUGCAGCAAGACAUCUAAAGGGACAGAUGGCUGUGAAAUCAUGUGCUGUGGCCGAGGGUAUGACACAACUCGAGUCACUCGUGUCACCCAGUGUGAGUGCAAAUUCCACUGGUGCUGUGCCGUUCGGUGCAAGGAGUGCAGAAACACUGUGGACGUCCACACCUGCAAGGCCCCCAAGAAGGCAGAGUGGCUGGACCAGACCUGAGCAUAUCAAUACCUCACCCACCCUCCACUUCGAACCUCCUGACUCAAAAGCACAAGAUCUUUGCAUGCACACCUUCCUCCACCCUCAACCCUGGGCUGCUACAGCUUCUAUUUAAGGACUUGGAGAGUGAUCCAGAGGGACUCUGGUGUCCUGGCUGGUUCCUUAGCCCUGGGAAGGAGUUGACAGGGGAUGUAAAAACUGAGCAGCUCCCUGACUCCUGCUCUGGAGGUUAGAAGGGAGAGUGGAAGAGGUGUGUAGGGUCCUCAGAGUGAUAUGAGUUGCACUAAAGCACGCAGUCGAGGCUCACGUCUCCUUUCCCUUGCACUGUCUUCCUGACACUUCCGUGUGUGCAAGCGGAAAGGUGCCUGGAGAGAGCUUCCUUUUGUUCCUACCUGGUGAGGGUAGAUAGGACAGACAUGAAACCACAUAUCUCUCCCCUGGGUCAGUUUGAGCAGACUGCCUGGUACUAGGCAAAAAACUCUUAGGCUUCAACAUUCUUUCAUCAUUGAGAGUGAGCUGAGAGGUAGCCACAGUGCACAAGGUUCCAUCCAUAUGCUCAUGUGUUUCUAAACUGCUGUGUUUUGUAAGAGAAGAAAUUAUCUAAUUAUACAAAUGCUCUCUCUCCUCACCUCUGUCUCCUUCCAUCCUAUACUGGACAGCACCACACUCUGUGCUCACUUGCUGCCUGUCCAAAUUGAGCAGCAUGCAGUGGUACCCAUGCCUAACAGGUCAUCAGAAUACCCUGAAACAUCCUGAGAAAGAGUAAUUUAGUAA
Messenger RNA from Miniopterus natalensis, 1956 nucleotides. It is a transcript of the gene WNT2B, whose product is annotated as Wnt family member 2B. Gene Ontology annotation, biological process: multicellular organism development; neuron differentiation; canonical Wnt signaling pathway. The record is from RefSeq and is a predicted model, not a curated record. Gene Ontology annotation, cellular component: extracellular region. Lineage: Eukaryota; Metazoa; Chordata; Mammalia; Chiroptera; Miniopteridae. Gene Ontology annotation, molecular function: frizzled binding; cytokine activity.